AUGAAUAUCUGCCUUCCGAUAUCAGAAGCAGAAGAUUAUGUAGCGUCGUUCGAAGCUGUGGUUUUACCCUUGGUAGGGGCAUCUCGGGUCGCGAAAUGGAAAGAGCUUAUAGACGAACUGCGGAAAUGGCAGAUGAACCGUCCUCCAGAGCUCGAGCAGCUGAUGGAAGUUGAGGGCCGCGAGGCCACAUUUCCCGUUGUCAUCUAUGCCGGCGGCGCUGGCAUCUUGUCGAAUGCCCUCUACCACACCGCUAUGCUUUUGCUACUUAGCAACAGGCCACAAUCUAUAUCACUUGCCGAAUUGUAUAGGAGUUCAGAGCUAGACGUGGCACAGAUGUCACCUCUCUGGCACGCGCGACGUGUGUGCGGCAUUGCAUUGAAUAGUGAACCAGAACAUACACAUUGUUGGGACCCGUGUAUGAUAGCGGCUUUCGCGCUUGCGGCAAGACGAAUGACACACCCAGCACAACAGAAUGAUAUAGUUGCUUGCCUGGGUCGUGUUAAAGCGGCAGGCUGGCAUAUCGAUAGCCUAGUUCAGAGGUUGCGUGACGAAUGGGGUCCUAUUGGUUGA
This is a messenger RNA of Daldinia childiae, 570 nucleotides long. RefSeq lists its product as uncharacterized. The coding region runs from base 1 to 570 and encodes 189 amino acids. The transcript has a single exon. The record is from RefSeq and is a predicted model, not a curated record. Lineage: Eukaryota; Fungi; Ascomycota; Sordariomycetes; Xylariales; Hypoxylaceae.